UUUAAAUUGAUACUCUUUAACCAAGUUUUUUUGUAGCCAAUUGGUCAAUUCUUCUAAGUUUUUUAGAAAAUGGCAACCGUGGAAGAAAUAAGCAAUGAAGUGAUUAAUACCAUAUUUUCUGUGUUUGGCACUCUACAAAAUGCAGAAGAUUCAAUUAUUAAAUAUGAGAUGCAAACAUCCUCAAAAUUUUCAACGUUUAAAAAAGAUAAAACUUUUAGCGUAAAGGAUUUUGAGUUGAAAAACCACAAAAUACUUUUUGAAGAUAAAAAGAAUAAAUUUCGCCCUAGUCAGCAAAUUAUGUUUAGUGGAGUUCCGUUUAUAAUUGUUGGUUCAAAACAUCUUGAUUGUACUCAUGGAGUCAAUCAUACUAUAUCGCGGAAAAUGAGAAAUCAAGCAGAAAAACUGAAGGCAAAAGAUACUGUUAAUAGUGCCACAAUGUAUGCUAAAAGUCGUUUUUUGUCCCAAGAUACAAAGAAAAUGAAUUGCCCUGCAAAAAUUACAAUAAGAGAUGUGGUUUAUUUUCCAGAUUUUAAAGCAGAAGCUAACACUGAACGCCGAAAGCGUACUGUCGCUGAAAAACUGAAGGAGGACUGGAGCAACAAAAAAGAAACAUUUAAUUUUGAUAGAAAAAUUGUUGUUAAUUUUCCCUUAGAAGACGAACACAAAGGUCAUUUAGUUGGAAAAGUAAUUUUUUUUUUUUUCUGAAAUUUUAAACAAAAUCUUUAAAAAGUCAAAUAUGGUUACCAACCCUCAGAUUUAGUUUCAGCACUCUGCAAUGCUGAACUAUCUGCUGAUCUGACUUCAACCUCUUUUGUUGACUUUGUUUCUAUAUUAUUGUAUUUUGUGCCUUCUAGAAGACCACCAAAA
Messenger RNA from Hydra vulgaris (swiftwater hydra), 867 nucleotides. RefSeq lists its product as uncharacterized. Gene Ontology annotation, molecular function: DNA-binding transcription factor activity. The record is from RefSeq and is a predicted model, not a curated record. NCBI's taxonomy places the organism in Eukaryota, Metazoa, Cnidaria, Hydrozoa, Anthoathecata, Hydridae.